Closterium sp. NIES-67 is the source of this 1061-nucleotide messenger RNA. Lineage: Eukaryota; Viridiplantae; Streptophyta; Zygnematophyceae; Desmidiales; Closteriaceae. The record is from the annotation of a GenBank genome assembly.
UGGUAUGGGCGGUGAGGGGUGGGAGUAGAUGGUGAGAGGUUGGGCAGACGCAGAUGUUGGUGAUCGUGCUGGUUGAGUGAGGAAACGUGGUGGUGCAGAGGCUGGUGGAGAGAGGCAAGUUGGUGGAUUCAAAUGCGGUGAUUGAUGAGGUGAUGUACGGAGGGGAUGGGGGAUGGGGAGGAAAAGGGGUGGGUGGGGCUGGUGCGCAUGGUGGUGCAGAUUCUAAUGGAGAGAGGCAAGCAGGUGGACCUGGAUGCGGUGAUUGAUGAGGUGAUGAACGAAGGGGGCGGGGGUGGAGGAGGGGGCGGGGGUGGGGGCGGGGGAGGGGGCGGGGGAGGGUGGUUCGCGGCGAGAGGUGGGUGGGAGUGAUGAGAUGAGUGAGUCAGAUCAGAUGGUGACAAGUGUAUGGAUGGAGGGGGGGGGGGGUGGCAGCAUGGCAUGCUGGUGAGGAGUAGGAGGGGUUUGAGGGGAGCAGCAGCGAGGACAGGGUUUGCAGUAUGUGGUGUGCGUGAUGGCGAGGGGAAUACUUGUGGAUAGGAUGAUGCAUUGAGAGAGACACAGUGAAGUGACAUGACAUGGUUGUGGUGAGAGCGAGAUUGGGCACGGGUACGUUUUUUGGAAUCAAGACUACCAGUUGAAAUUUAUGUUAUAUUCACCAAGGCAGAGGUGUGACUGUUUAUUGGCCUACAGUUUUUGUACCUAUCAGGAUGAAGCAUCCUGAUUGAUCUGUUAGCAUCAUACCUCAUGAUUUACACAUGAUUGCUCGCGGUUACCUAGGCAUCAGGUCAGGCUAUCUACCGGUACCAGGGAUCCCCAUUUAUAAUUCUAUACGGUAAUAGAGCCAAGCAUGACAUGGAUGGACCGAGCAGGGAGGAAGUGCCUCAAGGACUUGAGCGUUUCUGAAGUGUAAUACUACACUCGAGUAAAGCCGUAUCGGGUACGCGAGUCAACGGAGGUUACACGAGGAGGUUGGACGAAAGAACACGAAAGGACGAAAGACUUGAAGGGUCGCAACCGGAGGUUGCGACUGACCGUUACAACUGCAAUGGUGGUAACCGAAC